Messenger RNA from Suillus plorans, 1758 nucleotides. RefSeq names its product glycoside hydrolase superfamily. NCBI's taxonomy places the organism in Eukaryota, Fungi, Basidiomycota, Agaricomycetes, Boletales, Suillaceae. Bases 1 to 1758 code for a protein of 585 amino acids. The transcript is spliced from 14 exons. The record is from RefSeq and is a predicted model, not a curated record. Gene Ontology annotation, molecular function: hydrolase activity, hydrolyzing O-glycosyl compounds.
AUGGCCCGUCGUCGGCCUGUCACCUUUGAGUCUUCAAGCUCAUCAGAAUCAGACUCUGAUUUAGACUUUUCUUCGGCGUCAUCGCGCAGGACUUCCCCAAAUCCUUCAGCAGAGAAAUCUGCUUCCAGCACUGAACCCUUGAAAGGGAGAAACUGUAAGCGCAAGUCGUUAGGCGACGAUAAUAACAACAAUACGAAGAGUUCAGAAUGUCCACGAUGUGAGGAACUAAGCUACGCAGAACACGCCCAGGACCCAGGAGAGAUACACCUCAGUGGAGUGCAUCAAGUUGUCAUUACUGCCAUUCGCGCAACCGAUCUCACUCUUGGUCUCCGACGGAUCCCCGCCGGCUUCCUUGUGGUGGUCAGGGCUGACGGUGCUGAAUACCGGACAAGCAAUAAAUCUACAAACAUAGACCAGACCGUCGUCGAAUGGCAUGAGCAUAUUCUUCUGCCGUGCGAGCCAUCUUCUAAAGUUCGGGUCAGCGUGUAUGCUUCGUUUGAACUGGGUCCCAUGCAACAAGCACUGCAUUACCCGAUGUACUUGCGUCUGUCACUUCUCCGCCGCGUAAUACUCUUUCAAACGACUGGUGGUAUGGAUCUAUAUGUCAACCAGUUCGGACUUCAGAACCACGACGCAUUCUACACGAACAACGAAAUAUUGACCGCCUUCCAGAAUUACACCCAGCAGAUCGUAUUACGCUAUCUCAACAGCCCUGCUGUAUUUAGCUGGGAGCUUGCGAACGACGCUAGAUGCAACGGGACCUUGCCCACUAGUCCAACAUGCACAACACAAACAAUCACACAGUGGCACGCUGAGAUGGCUGCAUUCAUCGCGUCCAUUGAUUCCAACCACAUUGUCUCUGCUGGAACAUCUGGAUUUCAAUGCACAGAUUGUCCGAAGUUGUAUCCCAUUACACCAACAGCUUCGCCUACGCCCUCUCCCGCACCUGGCAAGAAGCGCAACAAAGUCACUCCUUUGACAAAAGAGCAGAUCAUAAGGCAGCGCGCUGAGUCGAGACACCAAAACAGGGCAACCGCCAAGCGUGCAGGCACCUUGAAGGAAGGCGGCGUAAGGAUACGGGGUCGUUGGGUAUCUACAGCAACGCGAGAAGUCUCGAGCUCGAUCGGCCCCACGACGGAUGGUUCAACUGGCGUCGACAGCCAGGACAUCCUUAACAUCCCCAACAUAGGCUUCGGUUCCUUCCAAGUAUUUCCCGACCAGAACUCGUACGCUCCCGAUGAUCCAAACCUUAGCCUCGUCCAAAACAAGAUCCAGUCGAGUCUUACGUGGAUCCAGCAAUCGGCUCAGUCUGCUGCUGCCGUUGGGAAGCCUGUUGUCCUCAAUGGAUUCGGUCUAGUUACCCAAUCCAAUCUGAACGACUUCGUCCCCUUCAACAUGACUUAUGCUCCUUAUGCACCCGAUACAGCGGUCACCGCGAGGUCAGGUUUUGCCGGUAGCAAGCGACAGAGCUCAUCAUCAGACUACGCCGAUAACAGUGACCAAGAAUCAGGUUACAGCUCGUUUUUGCAGAUGGGCAACAGCGCUGGAUUAGCAGGCGUCAUGCAAUACCAGUGGGGCUCAACCGGCGUUACCCAAACAAGCAGUACCAUCCAGUUAGACGAGUUAGACACAACCGACUCCCCAGCAUCAGGGGCAACACUAGUUGCUUCGCCUAACGAUGGUUACUCCAUUGCUAAUAACCCAGCCAUUCAACAAAUCCUGCAGCAGGGCGCGCAGGCAAUGGCUCAGAAUUCAUGA